AGAACGCGCAUGCGCUUCGUGCUCCAGUCUGCAAGGGGGUGUUGGUAGUCGGCAGUUGUUUUGGGUCCUGUCAGGUUUUGGUCCAACGUGCCAAUGAACAGACUGGUUCACCGGAGUCUCAGCUCCCCUCGGCGGGUCGCUGGGUCGCCGGUUCGGUUCCUUGUGCGCUCAGCUUGCGCCCAAAGCGCGUGCCCUCCGGAAGUGAGAGCCACGCGUGUCCGGAGAACCUUCCUGGACUUCUUUCAGCAGCAACAUGAACAUCGACUGGUACCGUCCUCCCCGGUCCGGCCUAGAGGGGAUCCAAGUCUGCUGUUUGUUAAUGCCGGAAUGAAUCAGUUCAAGCCCAUCUUGUUGGGCACAGUGGAUCCUCGCAGCAACAUGGCGUCGUAUCGCCGUGUGGUCAACAGUCAGAAAUGUGUGCGAGCUGGCGGCAAACACAAUGACCUAGAGGACGUGGGCAAGGACGUCUACCACCACACCUUCUUUGAGAUGUUAGGGAACUGGUCGUUUGGAGACUACUUCAAGGAAGAGGCGUGUGCGAUGGCAUGGAGCCUCCUGACGGAGCACUAUGGCAUACCUGAUGACAGACUGUAUGUGUCAUACUUUGCUGGGGACACCACUUUAGGUUUAGGAGCUGACGAGGAGACUCGGCAGAUCUGGUUGGACAUUGGGGUUCCUCCGACCCGCCUUCUUCCCUUCGGCAUGAAGGAGAACUUCUGGGAGAUGGGGGAUACUGGCCCCUGUGGCCCUUGCACAGAAAUCCACUAUGACCACGUGGGGGGGAGAGAUGCCGCCCUCCUGGUUAAUGCAGACUGUCCUGAUGUGGUGGAGAUCUGGAACCUCGUCUUCAUGCAGUACAGCAGGGAGGCAGAUCUCCAGCUGCGGGUCCUGCCCCAGCGCAGCGUGGACACUGGGAUGGGACUGGAGAGACUGGUGAGCGUCCUUCAGGGUAAAAGGUCAAACUAUGACACCGACCUCUUUGUUCCACUGUUGGACGCCAUCCAUCAGAGAAGUGGUGUGGGGCCGUAUGGUGGCAGAACGGGGGCUCAGGCUCAUGUGGACAUGGCUUACAGGGUGGUGGCUGACCACGUGCGCACACUGGUGGUAUGCAUCGCUGACGGGGUUCAUCCUGGCAUGUCAGGGGCAGAGUUGGUGCUGCGGAGAAUUCUCAGACGGGCCGUCCGAUUCUUUACGGAGGUCCUGCGUGCACCUCAGGGGGCGCUGGCGAGCCUGGUUCCCACAGUGGCACACAGCUUGGGUGAUGUGUAUCCUGAGCUGCAACAUGAGGCAGACAGAGUGAUGGACGUUAUCAACGAGAAUGAAGAUCACUUCCUGUCAUCGCUGCAGCAGGGCAGCAGGCUCAUUCGACGAACCCUAGACAGGAUGGACCACAAACAUGGAGUCUUCCCUGCCUCGGUGGCCUGGUCUCUGCACAGGGACCUGGGCUUCCCUUUGGACCUGGUGGACCUGAUGCUGGAGGAGAGAGGUGUCUCUGUUGACCGUCACCAACUGGACCAACUGAUUGCACAGAACCACAAGAUGGCGGCAGAGCACAGCGGCGCUCGUUCUCAGCUGGCGGUGGGCGUGGUCAGCUUAGCGGAGUUGCAACAACUCGGAGUCAGUCACACCGACGACUGCCUCAAGUACGAGUACAGAGUGGAGCAGAACAGCUACGUCUUUCCAGCGUGCCGAGCAUCCGUGGUAGCGCUGUUUGACGGGCGCACGCUGGUUUCACAUGUCAUGCAGGGUCAACGCUGCGGCGUCGUUCUGGAUCGAACGUCUUUCUACGCCGAGCAGGGGGGCCAAUCUGCCGACCGAGGCUACUUUGUACGGGAUGACCUGCAGGAAGUGCCCUUCUCUGUGGAGGAGGUGUUCCGUGCGGGGGGGUACGUGAUUCACGAGGUGAUCGCCGCUGACACCCUCAAGGUGGGAGACCGUGUGCACGUCCACCUGGACCAGGCGCACCGGUUGGCGUGCAUGGUCAACCACACGGCCACACACAUGCUCAACUUUGCCCUUAGAAAAGUUCUGGGCCCGUCUGUUGAACAGAGAGGCUCCCACGUGUCGGCAGACCGCCUCCGUUUCGACUUCAGCUUCAAGGGCUCACUGAGCGUGGCUCAGCUGCAGCAGGUGGAGGAAUGCGUUAACAAGAUGGUGCUUGCCAAUCAGGCAGUCCACGUUCAGGAAGUGCCCCUGCACAGCGCCAUGACCAUCACGGGCCUCCGGACGGUGGACGAGGUGUAUCCUGACCCCGUCCGGGUGGUGUCGGUGGCCGUUCCAGUCUCUGAGCUGUUGGACAAUCCCACAGACAGACGGACGUCGGUGGAACUCUGCUGUGGAACUCACCUGCUGGACACCGCCACCAUCCACGACCUCGUCAUUGUAUCCGAGAAACAGCUCGUCAGAGGAAUUAGUCGUGUCAUCGCGGUGACGGGACAAGGCGCAUCACAAGCUCGUGAGGCAGGGCAGUCGUUACUUCAGGAUGUGGACUCUCUGUCGGCCAGAAUGACAAGCUCCACCUCUACUUGUCUCAACUCAGCCCAGAGUUUCGCCAAGGAGGUGGGCAUGGUCUCUGAUGCGGUGGACAACACGCCCAUCCCCCAGUGGCUACGUGGUGAACUGCAGGCCCGCCUGAGGAGUCUGCAGAGGCGCAGUAACACUUCAGUCAGGAAACUAGAAACCAGAGAGGCAGCAGUCAAGGCUAAGGCGGUGCUAGACAACAAUGGCCACAAAGACCUUCUGGUGGACUCUGUGGAGGCGGAGUCUCUUUCGGUGGUGAUGAAGGCAGUCAACCAGCUGAGUUUGGCCCUUCCUCAAAGUCACGUGAUGCUGCUGGCACACCAGAGGCAUUCUGGGAAAGUCCUGUGCGCCUGUCAGGUGCCAAAGGACUCUGCGGCGCUCUCGGCUUCAGCCUGGGCGGUGGCGGUGUGUCGUCAGCUCGGCGGUGAAGGCGGGGGCUCCACGGUGGUUGCCCGGGGCACAGGAAGCACUGAUGACAUCACAGAAGCUCUCAGAUGGGCGGAGGAGUUUGCCCGCAGGAAUAUUAAUGGAUGACUUUUGCAACAACAGCAGGAACGGGAAGUGUUCACCUUAUUAGCAUCUUAGCCACAACCAUGUUUUAUUUGCUGACAAGGAACAGAAGGUGAUGCCCUUUUGACCUCAUUAUGGACAAGAGGUGACUGGAAGUCCCGCCCACAGAUCAAUCAUUUGGAUCACUUCAAUUUCUUUGUUUUAAAAGGAAUUUAAGAAAAUGUCAGUACUGAAACACAUUUACCAACCAAUAAAAAUAAUAAUCAUGAUCAUAACAUGUAAAAUCCUGAGAGACUAACGUGACACCUGCACGGAUGCCAGUGGGGGCGGAGCUUAGCGCAGACAUUUGACUGCAGUUACUCCUUCAGCAAACAAACCAAUCCUGAUGUCAUGUGACCCACUUUGCGGAAGUAUUAAAAAAGAUGCCUCCAAAUGCUUCUGUGCCCGAGCUGCAGUUUAUUGAGCAGAGGAUUAAAAAUGAUAGCCAUAAAAUAUGUAUGCAUUAAAAUGAUGCAUAUAACUCAUAAAAAGACGUACAUGAUGUGUAAAGGAUGUAUAUACGGUAAUGCAUGUAAUUCAUAAAAAACAUGUACAUAAUGCUUGUAAGUCAUUAAA
Molecule: messenger RNA, 3645 nt
Organism: Dunckerocampus dactyliophorus (ringed pipefish)
Lineage: Eukaryota; Metazoa; Chordata; Actinopteri; Syngnathiformes; Syngnathidae
Gene: aars2
Product: alanyl-tRNA synthetase 2, mitochondrial (putative)
Exons: 22
Coding region: 94-3054 (986 amino acids)
Biological process (GO): tRNA modification; alanyl-tRNA aminoacylation
Cellular component (GO): cytoplasm; mitochondrion
Molecular function (GO): aminoacyl-tRNA deacylase activity; ATP binding; amino acid binding
Source: RefSeq, a predicted model, not a curated record